Molecule: messenger RNA, 3761 nt
Organism: Amblyraja radiata (thorny skate)
Lineage: Eukaryota; Metazoa; Chordata; Chondrichthyes; Rajiformes; Rajidae
Product: ankycorbin
Exons: 20
Coding region: 257-3475 (1072 amino acids)
Molecular function (GO): actin binding
Source: RefSeq, a predicted model, not a curated record
CACAGGAUAGCUCGUCCUGCGACGUUGUAUGCUAUCCUGCAAGCUAACUGUGAUCUCCCAGCUUGCGGACGGAAUAGAUUAGAGACCAGAUUCUGCAGUAAACUGCAGUGUGCUUGCAGUGCUGGGGAAAUGGAGGCAUGGACAUUCGUGAAGGAGAGCCUCGGCUGUGCUGCAGGACUGACUCUAGCUGGGGAAGAGGAGCAGCAGCCGAACGCUAUCUGAGGAAGGCUGUGGGGGCAACAUCCACUGAAGCUGCAUGGCAGUCAAGUGUCUGCGAUUGGUUAUGAAACGCAUCUGUCUCUGUGCUGCCUCUCUGUCAAGCCAGGACUGGAGUAAAUAUGAUGAGAAACUACUGCAGGCCGUGGCGGCCUGCGAUGCAGAGAAAGUGGCCUCGCUCCUCAAUAAAAGGACCCUGCUCACGACAAAGCUCGACAUUGAGGGACAGUCAGCAUAUCACCUGGCUGCAAUAAAGGGUCAUGUGGAUUGUCUGGAAGUUUUCUUGGCCCAUGGAGUGGAUGUCACUGCACUGGAUGGCUCAGGAAUGAAUGCUUUACAUUUGGCAACAAAACACGGGCACCAUCAGUGUGUGAAGAGACUUCUACAGGAAAAAUGCCCAGUGAAUGCAGUUGACUGUAAGGGCAGGAUUGCACUACAUUACGCAGCUCUAAGUGGAAACUUUUCCUGUGUUCAGACCCUGUGUGAUUUCAAGGGCCCUAUAAAUGUUUAUGAUGAUGAUGGCUGCACUCCGUUGGUGCUGGCUGCACAGAUGAGCAACUACGAGAUGUGCAGAUGUCUGAUAAUGAGAGGUGGAGAUGUCAACAGCAGGGACAAGCAGGGAAGAACAGCUUUGAUGCUAGCCUGCGAAAACAACAGUGUGGAGACGGUCAAUGUUCUUGUCAGGAGUGGAGCUAAUGUCAGCCUAGUGGAUGCGCUGGGUCAUGAUGCUGUACACUACAGUAUGGUGACUGGAAAUCCAGAAAUCCUGCAACUCCUUCAUGCUGCACUUCACAGGAACUACUGGAAUAAUGCCGAACCGGAAUUGAGGAGGAGGCAACAUCAGGUUUUAGCAAAAGAGAAAACUACAAGUCCCCGAAAGAGGCAAGCCCCCUUGCCACCAAGCACCCCGUCUACUCAGAGCCCUACGGAAUCCUGUGAAUUUCUCUCCACUGGUGAAUCAACGAGCCCAUCCUAUUCUUCCACGGAAACACUCACACCAAAGAAUGACCAGAAGUUAAGUGAGGAGGUAUUCCAGCUUCAAGAAGAGCGGCAGCACCUGCUACAAACAAUUAGCAACCUGGAGCAGCUGGUGGACAAGUGCCAGCGGGAGAAGGUGCUGAUUGCAAAAGACAGUGGAGUUCAUAAACUUGAGAAUCAGGUACAGGAGCUCACAAACAAGCUAUCUGAGAAAGAGCAACAACGUCAAGACGUUACCAAGCAGGUUGAAAUUCUGCAGGGCAAACUAUCUUUGCAUGAGGGCAAACAUCAUGAGAAUGACUUAACGGAUGAGGAUGAAAUGCUCUCCAGUUUUUCAGGAACUGAGAAUCUAUUUUCAGAAAGUAGUCUUGACCAUCCCAGUGAGGAAUGGGUUGCAACUCUGCAGAGCCAAGUAGAGAGUCUCACAACAGAAAAUCAGGAGCUGCAAAGAAAACUCCAGGAGUUGGAACAUUUCGAGAAAGGAGCAAAUGAGAGGGGUUCUUCAGAAAGCCUUGAUUUUAUUCCAGUUCUUCUCUAUGAUUCAUUACGAGCAGACUUUGAGAAGUUGAAGGAACAGUAUGAAGGGCCGCAGGUUAAAAUUGUAGAGAGAGUUAAUUCAGCAACCUCUGGAAGGUUAGUCCCAGUGGAAGCAUAUGAGCAAUUAAAAAUGGAACAUGAGGAAGAAGUUCAGAGACUGCAAGACAUUCUUGAAGAGUUCAAGGCCAAAAUAGAUGCAAAGGCAGAGGGUUCAUCCAAAUCUCUGACCUCAGAAUUGAAAGACAUGGCAGAACUUGGAAGCCACGAUAUUCAAGAUCUCAAAAGAAAAUUGAAAGAAACUCAAGAUAAAUACGAGAUAGCAAUGACAGAGAUUCAUCAGCUCGAAGAGCGGAUGCAACUAGGAAUCCUUUCAAUGGUACGAAAUGAAGGUGCAAUGAACACAGACGGUGCAAAAUCUAUCCAUGGGCAUGAACUAGAGAAUGUUAAAAUGAAGCUUCUGCAAGCACUUGAAGCAAAAGGACAGGAGGAAAAGAAAGUAAAAGUAUUGGAGGAAACAUUGUGCGAAAUGGAGACGACUCUGUCUGACAGUGUUCCUUUGAAAGAAUAUGAUGAAAUGAAGAUUUCACUCAGUAUCUCACUUGAAGAAAUUUCUAAGGAGAAUUCCUUGCUGACAGAAAAAUAUAACAAAGCAGAAGAUGAACUCGAGGAGCUGAGGAGAAGCCAUUUUGGGAAGACCACUGAAGAUGACACAAAAUCAUCCAGAGACGUUGAAGAGCAGCUCGAAGGCCUGAAGAAAGCCCAUGAAGAAUUGCAAGAAAAGUGCAGAGACAUUCAAGCUGAAUACAAAAUUAAAGUUGAAGAACUCAGGUUAGCUCACUCCACACUUGUUCCAAAAGAAGAGUACGAUGAAGUGAAGGAGACGUUAAGUAGAUCACUCGGAGAAGCCCAGAAACGGUUCUCCAAUUUAGAAGCGAAACACAGUGAAGUCCAGCAAGAAAUCGUAAGGUUGCAAAAUGAGCUAGAUCACCAAAUGAAGAAUUCGGUGUCAAAGAGUGAACACGAGAAGACAAAGGAAUCACUUGAGAAAUCCCUCCACAAUGUAAAUAAGCUGAAAGAGCAACUGGCGUUAAAGGAUAAAGAGAUGUCCCAACAGCAGGAGGAGCUGCAGAUAAUUAAAGGACAAACCAUUCAAAAAGAAGAGCAUGAGAAGGUCAUGUGCUCCCUGAAGGCCGAGGUAAAUUCUUUGGUAAUUAAAUUAAAUGAUCUGACCAAGAAGCAUGAGAAGACCUGCACGGAGGUGUUCCAGGUGCAGAGACAAGCACUCUUCAUGAAGAGUGAGAAACACGCGGCAGAGGAGCAGGUAACUGCAGUGAAUAAACAACUCCAUGACUUAAAAUCUGAGUCAACGAAGAUCAUCAAAUUGCAUAAACUCAUCGAGGACUCUGCUGCCAUUGUUAAAGAAAAGGAUAAGAAGAUAACUGAACUUUCGAAAGAGGUGUCCAAAUUGAAGGAGGCUUUGAACAGCCUGUCAGAACGGGCCAGCGCUGCUGUGCUACCUCCCAAACCAGUCUCCACAUACAACCAACAGCAUGCUGAAUCCUUGCAGAGGCAGAUCAAACUGCUGCAGCAGCAGCUGGCACAGGUGGAGGGUGACCAUAGAGCUAUUGUAACCAUUUACAGAUCACAUCUCCUUUAUGCUGUUCAGGGCCGAAUGGAUGAAGAUGUUCAAAACGUAUUACUUCAGAUUUUAAAAAUGCACAAAUAUCAUGAGCAAGUCCUGUGAUGCUUUUUAAGACGUCUCAAUAUUUUAUUGAUAAUGAGCUAUUUAUUGCUCACAAUGACACGGUUAAAACUAUUUAGUACAUUUUAUCUUCUAAUUUUUCAAGUUAAGGACACAGCAAUUUAAGGGGAAACAGGGAAAGAGUAUCUGUGGCAUGGAGCCUAUCUUCUGAAUGGCCAACAUGGGAAAUUGAAACCAGUGUGUUGGGUGAGUUGGUUAGUGAUGUUGGCCCAUACUGAGUAUAAUAAUAUGGAGCCCGAAACAAUAAAGUGGAAAUACUUAAUGCUAA